UGUACACUUAGCACUUUCACAAUUUUGAGAUGAGCAAAUAUAAAUUUGGAUGUGGAUUGCCAAGAAUGCUUAACGUAUGGUGAUUCUUGAAGUGAAUGACAUAGUUUCAGAUUUAACAUGACAUUAAGGCAUUGGUUCAAUUUGUAGGUCUUUUCGAUUAUAAAGAGACUUUCUUGGGUUGGUAGGCUUGGCAACCAACUUUAACAUUUAUUUGUGGCUCGUUUUCAUGCAUGGUGUUAAUUUUCUUUAAAUUUCGUUUAGUCAUUUCGAUGUGCAACAACUUCAUUCGAUUUAAAUUUAUAGAUUAUGUUUCGUAUACGAUAUUAAACUAGCUAAAAUGUGCUCAUAACGUCUAUUAAUUAACGUUUCUACUACGAGUUGAUGUAAAUCUCACCAAUAAAAAAGCAUUGAUAAAGGCCAAAAAAGUAGUGGAUAAUUAACGUUGAAAUUCACGUACAAACGCAACAUAAACACUAAAACACACAUUUGUACGUGUUACCCAUGCAAAGGUUAUGAACUAAGCAACAAAUCACAAUCCCACCACACAACCCCGCCUCUCUCUUCGCCGUUGGAGGAAGUCGGAGGUUAUCGAAAAUCCUCUGACCUUUCUCUCUUCCCGUUCCCCCAGUGUUCUUCCCAAAUCGAAUAGUCGAAAUCUGAAUUCAUCUUAUCACAUCUAUGUCAAUUUUCAACCCAUUUUGACAUUCGAUUAUUUAUUUAUUAAUCAUUUUGGAGAACUCAUAAUUAGAAUUUCAUUCUCUCUUGGUCGGGAAGAGUCUUUUGGGAUUUCUUAAGAGGAGAGUAUUCGUUUUUCUGACGGAUUUGAAAAAAAAUGGAUGUGGUGGUGAAACCAGUGAUGAUGCCCGCUAUCGAUACCCUUUGCAUCUGUUGUCCGGCAAUGCGGCCGAGGUCACGGCAUCCCGUGAAGCGCUACAAGAAGUUGUUAGCAGAUAUCUUUCCUCGGGCUCCGGGUGAAGAACCUAAUGACAGAAAAAUCAGCAAAUUGUGUGAAUAUGCUUCAAAAAAUCCACUACGCAUUCCCAAGAUUACAACUUCUCUCGAGCAAAGGUGUUAUCGGGAACUGAGGAUUGAUAAUCUUAUGUAUGUAAAAGUCAUAAUGUGUAUCUACCGAAAGUUGUUCAUAUCUUGCAAACAGCAAAUGCCAUUGUUUGCAGGUAGUUUUCUUAGUAUUAUUCAUAUCUUGCUGGAGCAAACAAGGCAUGACGAGAUGCGGAUUGUCGGCUGCCAAGCUCUAUUUGACUUUAUAAAUAACCAGAAGGAUGCUACCUAUAUGUUCAAUCUGGAAGGAUUGAUCCCAAAACUAUGUCUUCUAGCUCAAGAGAUGGGAGAGGAUGAAAGGGUACUGCACCUUCGUUGUGCUGGCCUGCAAACACUGUCAUCUACAAUAUGGUUCAUGGGUGAAUUUUUUCACAUCUCAGCGGACUUCGACAAUGUUGUUUCUGCAGUCCUGGAAAAUUGUCACUGCCCAGACAAGGAGUCCAAUUAUCUUACAAACGGUAAUCAAGAAGAGGUACAUAGAGUUGAAAAUCAAAAUUCUCCACCGGGUGCCAUGAAUAGGGCCAUUUCUUGGAGAAAGAUAGUAAAUGAGAGAGGCUAUGUUACAAUGGAAGAUACAGGAAGUCCUAGAUUCUGGGCAAGUGUAUGCUUGAAUAACAUGGCAAAGUUGGCCAGGGAGGCUACAACUAUACGUCGUGUUCUUGAAGCCUUAUUCCGUUACUUCGAUCAGGGCAAUCUCUGGUCACCUGAUGAGGGGCUGGCCCUUGCUGUUUUGAUGGACAUGCAAUCAAUAAUGGAGAACUCUGGACAUAACACUCAUUUCUUGCUAUCUACUGUAAUCAAGCAUCUUGAUCAUAAGAAUGUCUUGAAAAGCCCCAGCAUGCAGGUAGAUAUUGUUCAAGUUGCUACCACCCUGGCGCAAGCGACGAAGGUCCAACCAUCUGUGACAAUUGUUGGUGCAUUUAGUGAUAUGAUGAGACAUUUGAGGAAAAGCAUACACUGCUCUCUUGAUGACACAGAACUCGGGGAAGAACUAAUUCAGUGGAACAGGAAGUUUCACGCAGCUGUUGAUGAGUGUCUUGUUCAACUGUCUUACAAGGUUGGAGAUGCUGGCCCAAUUCUUGACGUGAUGUCUGUGAUGUUAGAGAGCAUUUCAAAUAUAUCAGUUAUGGCUAGAAACACAAUUAGUGCUGUCUAUCGCAUUGCUCAGAUUGUGGCAUUCUUGCCAAAUAUAUUGUAUCAAAAUAAGGCUUUCCCUGAGGCUUUGUUCCAUCAAAUACUGGUCGCCAUGGUCUCUCCAGACCAUGAGACAAGGCUUGGGGCACAUCGUGUAUUUUCGGUUGUGCUCGUUCCAUCAUCUGUUAGCCCUCCUAGUAGCUCUACGAGCUCCUCAACUAAACCUGAUGAUUUACAGAGGACGCUGUCUAGAACUGUUUCUGUGUUUUCUUCUUCAGCUGCUUUGUUCGAGAAGAUGAGGAAAGAACAACAAUACUCCCAAAAAUUUCCAGAUCAAACAUUUGUAGUUUUAAAUAAUGGCGAAGUAAUGCUCAACGGUCCACCCAUUCUGAAACGGCUGACAUCCAGUUAUAGUCAAAAUACUAGCACGAGGAGAUGUUCAAUGCCUGUAUCCACGGGUAAUUUAGAGAAGGAACCGAAGGGGAUCUCUCUUAAGUUGAAAAGCCGACAGAUCAGCCUCUUGUUGUCCUCCAUCUGGGUGCAGGCAGUCUCUAAUUUGAACACUCCUGGGAACUAUGAAGCACUUGCAAACACGUACAGCUUGGUGAUAUUAUUUUCAAGAAACAAGAAAUCCAGUAACUAUAUUCUUAUUCGAAGUUUUCAGCUAGCAUUUUCCUUAAGGAGCAUAUCUCUUCGAGGAGGACAACUUCAGCCAUCUCGCCGCAGAUCUCUUUUCACCUUGGCAACAUCGAUGAUACUUUUCAUAUCGAAAGCCUACAACUUUAUCCCUCUUCUCACUUCUGCAAAGGCUGUGUUGACAGAGAAAACAGUUGAUCCUUUUCUCCAGCUGGUAGAUGAUAGCAAGUUGCAGGCUAAAUUAGUAGAUCCGAAGAUGAAUACUUAUGGAUCAAAAGAGGAUGACGAAAAUGCCCUAAAUUCUCUUUCGGUAAUUAAAAUUAGCGAGGAUCAAUCUACAGAAUCUUUUGCUUCCAAGAUCGUGAAGAAUUUGGAGAAGCUAUCCAAUACUGAAUCAACAAAUAUAAAGGAGCAACUGCUUAAAGAUUUUCUUCCUGAUGAUAUUUGUCCAUUGGGAGCUCAGCUAGUUACAGAAACCCCUGGGCAAAUCUACCAAUUAGAUAUGAACGAAAAUGAACAUUCUGAGAAGCAGGCCGAGUAUCCAAUGUUUACAAUAGAUGAUGACUGUCCAACGGAUUUAUUGGUAAAUCGGACAGAUCACUGCUCCCAGCUGACAAUAGAAAGUCCCUGUCUCCUGAGUGUAGAUCAAUUUAUGGAUUUGGUGUCGGAGUCAACAAAGCAGGUUGGACGGUUUUCUGUCUCAGACCCCUCUCACAUGGCAUAUAAAGAUAUGGCAAGCCACUGUGAGGCUCUUCAGAUCGAAAAGCAGCAAGUAAUGUCAAAUUUCAUGAGUUCACAACUGAUGCAAGAGAAUCCAGCCAGCUUAUCCUGCCAGGAUGACGCUCAGGCUCUUAACAAUCCAUUUUAUAAAUCCGAAUUUUUUAUGACACCAUCUACUGGAACCAUUCCAAUGACACGUCCAUCCGAAUUUCAGCAUCAGCCCCAUUUCUUCCUCUUGCCAACUUCAAGUCCAUAUGAAAACUUUUUGAAGGCAGCUGGGAGUUGAUAUUAUUUAGUUGCAAUUAUGAUGUAAGCUUGGCGGUAAAUUUUUUAUUUUUCAAAAUUUUAACCUCAAUAGGCAGUUUCAGGUUAUUCAUUGGAGUCAUUUGUGUUCAUCAAUUUUUUUGGCGGCCGUACUAUAAAGCAUUCAUGGUGUCCCCUUAAGGCCUGGUGGUUCUGCACUCUUGAUAGUUGCAGUUAGGAGGAGGACUUGGUAUCUUUCAUGUUUUUGAAUGUAUAGAUGUACAAAUGAGGCUACCAGAUAAAUUAUAUGAUUGAACAUCGAAAAUGCAGUUUUGGCUAAUAAAUUAAAUGGUGAAAGGAAACUUCAACAAAGAGCACUCUUUGUUUUCAGCUUAGAAAGGCCAAUCUGAAUUGCUAUUUAACAUAUAAAUAUCUAUAUGCUUCUGUUCUAUCGAAAUUGAUCCGUUGGCUCCUACGCCAGCAAAAGUGGAAAAUUUUUAUACAGUCCACUGGCAGCAGGAGAUCAAGCCUGUCUAUUCUAUUGUUGCUGUUCUGUUCAAUGAUUCAAUCGGACA
Messenger RNA from Olea europaea var. sylvestris, 4367 nucleotides. RefSeq lists its product as uncharacterized. Bases 833 to 3835 code for a protein of 1000 amino acids. The transcript is spliced from 19 exons. The record is from RefSeq and is a predicted model, not a curated record. NCBI's taxonomy places the organism in Eukaryota, Viridiplantae, Streptophyta, Magnoliopsida, Lamiales, Oleaceae.